AUGUGUGACAAGUCUGACUGUGACUGUCAAUCCCUUGGGGUCUUCAGAGGGCCAGUGGUAAGUGGGAGCCAUGACUUUGAUGAGCACUGCAUGUUUGGAAAUGACAUGUACUUGACAAAAGGUCAAGUCGAUUUCCUUAAUGAGCACUGCAACCACUUUCCAACAGAGGAAUUUGAGUACUAUGUCUACAGGAUGACCAAGUCAGCAGUGAUAAAGAAUAAAUGCAAGCUGGAUAUUGGAAAGAAGUUCACUGCCAAGUACCUGAAAAGGUUCAUUGACGAUGCUCCUGGCAAUGCUGUUACUCUUUCUCUAGAGUACACCGACAGCAAUGCACGCUUUAAAGUGACCAUGAAGAUGGCAAAGGGGAAGGCCAAGAAUGCAAUCAUAGCAACUGGUUGGUCAAAGGCUAUGAAUACUUAUGAGAUCAAAGAAGGAGCCAUCUGCAUCUUUGAAUUCUACGUUGACAUGAAAGGUAAGCUUGCUCUGAUGAUCCACAGUCUACCUGAUGACUGUGAUGACUCUGAUUCAUCUGAGUCAUCAGAGUAAGUGCUCAACUUCCCUGAGUCAUCCAGUUAGUUAUGGAGUAUUAGUUGUCUUAGUUGCUAUGGACUGUUAGUUGUCUAAGUUGCUGAAGUAAGUGCUGAACUGCUGAACUACUUUUGAUGCCUACCAGUGGGCAUGCUACUUA
Lolium perenne is the source of this 688-nucleotide messenger RNA. RefSeq lists its product as uncharacterized. The record is from RefSeq and is a predicted model, not a curated record. Gene Ontology annotation, molecular function: DNA binding. NCBI's taxonomy places the organism in Eukaryota, Viridiplantae, Streptophyta, Magnoliopsida, Poales, Poaceae.